CCCGGAUUCACCAUGCUUCUAUUCAGCGGCCUGUACAGGCUUCGAUCCAAUAAGUACAAAGGGCGCAGACGUCCCGUCCUAAAGGUAGUUUCCCCCCGGCGGAACCGUCUCAGCCUUCCCGCCCACCGGCAGUCGCAACCCUCCCCGCAGAGCCCGCCCUGCGCCAACACGAGCCACAGCCCCUCUCCCCUGAGCCCCCUCAUGUCUCGCCAAACAUUCGAGGAUCACCCACGAGGCACGCCGCCUGCCAACGCGGCCGCAUUACGGAAAGCGGGCACGCGCAGACACCAGCAGCAGCACCCCUGAGCGCGUCCCCCCGCGGACUCGCCCACGCCCAUUCACUCGCGCGCCGUCCCUGGCGCAAUCCCCCGGGCGCGUUCGAAGCGGCGGCAAUGCCCAUGCGCAAUCGGGGAUCCGCCACUGCCAGUGAACCUUGCGGGCCCGACGGGUCGCGACGGUGGGUGACAGCACUCGAGUCUCGCGCGUCGAAGCGCAGCAACGUCAUCGGUGCCCGUGCGCAGAUGACCGGGGGUGCCGCCUCGAGGCGCCCUCCCAUCGCAGUGCCAGGAAUGCGCAGGGCCCGCGAAGGGAAAAAGCGGCUCGGGGCGGCGGAGCGGCCGUGGGAGGUGCCUCUAGGUGCCUGUGCGGCGAGCAGGAACGCGACGGGGGGCGCGCGGGCAAGGUUUCAUCUCGCGUUUAGCACUCUGCGCUUCGGCUUUCGGGGGGUGCUUCGGUGCGAGCAGAAGACGGGCGUGCGCGCGUCAUCCCGCGUUCUGUGCAUCGGCGCAUCUGUGCAAUUGUGCAGAGCGGGGUGGCGCGGAUUUCGCGAACAUCGCGGACGUAGACGUGUGUGCGCACCGCGGGUUGGCAUGUACCGCUGUGCGUUAAAGCCGCGGACGGCGGCGAGCACGGCCGUCGCUUGGGGGUUGCGGAGGAGGAGGUCGCACACGUCCGCUGCCGCGUGUGUUCGGCCGGAAAGACCGUCGCGCGGCGACUAUGUCUCGAUGUUUCGAUGCCGGCAUUCGUAGGCAGCGACGUCGACGGGGCUUGCGGAGAGCGACGGUGCGGGGGGUCGAGAAGGAGGACCGCCGGAUCGCCCAUGAUUGACAUGGGCUCUGCGGCGGUCGGCCUCGAGCCUCGAGGUGAGUAGGCCACUCUUUCUUGACCUGGGUGGUGCGCAGGGCCGUAUUCGGAUGAUGCGCACCGCCCUGAAUAGUAGGGCGGAUCUGCUCGUGCGUGUGGUUGCUGCUCGCGCAUGACGUGUUCGUCCUAGGUAAGAGCAGUCCUCGAAGCCCGCCGCGGUGUCGGUACAGGUCUGGAGUGCCCGCUUGACUUGGAAAGGCCGGAAGAACAUAUGUACCCUCGAUUCGUUGUGCGAGCGGUCCAUUGACUCGGAUCGCUGACGUUCUUGGACGAGGCUUCGCCGGGGUGAGAUCUGAACCUUCCUGAUGCUGGAGAUAAGUGCCCUUCGCGCGGGGGGUCCUAUUACUAGGCCCGAAGGAAGUACGUGAGUCGGUGUGAGUCCGCGGCGUAGCAAGGGGCGGCGAGGGCGACUGCGCAUGGCAGCAGCGGAAGAGGAGUACUGUACCGCGCACAAGGUCUGUGAUGUCCGUAGAAAGCUAGACCGGAAAAGCGGUGAUCCCGCUGAGACUGCCAGCGUUGUCGAGCACGACGCCUGAGGGAGCGUGAUAUCGGGCGCGGAUGCACAAGGAGACGCAGGAGGUGGUCGCCAGAGCUUACGGCACCCCGGCGAGCGAGAACCGCAGGAUGCAUCUUGGAUUCGUCGGCCGCGCAGUAGUGGGAUGGUGGGCCCUUCUUAACCCCGGACGAAGUAUAAGUCCUCGUGAGACGCCUCCAUAGGGGCUACGAGCAGC
Molecule: messenger RNA, 1874 nt
Organism: Trametes versicolor FP-101664 SS1
Lineage: Eukaryota; Fungi; Basidiomycota; Agaricomycetes; Polyporales; Polyporaceae
Exons: 2
Coding region: 13-306 (97 amino acids)
Source: RefSeq, a predicted model, not a curated record